CAGCUGAUAGUCGCCCAGUAAACAUAAACAAAUGUUACAAGAACUCGAAAAGUAAUACAUUACAACAAAAUAAACAAAAACCCUUCUUUGGGAGUAAAAUAGAUGCUUAGAAGGGCGUGUUAUUUUUACCUGAUAGUUUAAAGAACUACUUUUUUAGUAAAAUGGGAAGAUCGACCACUAGAGCGUGCAGGGAUACCAGCUCAAAGGCCACAACUAAGGGGACCAAGGAUAACUCGAAACGAUACCGCGAGAAAAUAAAAAAGGACCCGAUCAAGUUUGAGGAAUAUCGGGCUAGAGAGGCUGAACGAAGUCGCCUGUAUCGCAAGAAACUGAAGGAAGUGGUUACGAAGAACAAGAAAGUUCUUAAAACAAAGAGAGAAACCGAUCGAAUCAGACAGCAAAGAUAUCGUGAGAAAAAGAGGGAGGAACUCGCUAAUCAGAAGUCGUUGGAAGAAAUGUUGAAGAAAGUUGAGCGGGCCCUGCCUGCCAAGAGUGCUCGAAAGAUUGAAGUCAUUAAAAUAUUAUACACAAAGUAUGUGGAACAAAGCCCUGAACCCUAAGUAACCUAAGAAGAGUGCUACACCAUCAUACGUAGGUCAAUUAGAAAUAGGAAAUCUCAAACACAAGAUGUCUUUCAAAUGAUAUUUAUAAAGAAUUCAAAUAUUUACAAUCUUUAUAAACUUCCUAUGGACUCUUUAAUGACCAGUUGGAAUAAAUAAGAACUUUACAAAUAAAAAAGACUUAUCUUUAAAACUAAAAUUAAA
This is a messenger RNA of Drosophila biarmipes, 764 nucleotides long. RefSeq lists its product as uncharacterized. The transcript has 2 exons. Lineage: Eukaryota; Metazoa; Arthropoda; Insecta; Diptera; Drosophilidae. The coding region runs from base 162 to 560 and encodes 132 amino acids. The record is from RefSeq and is a predicted model, not a curated record.